This is a messenger RNA of Dentiscutata heterogama, 935 nucleotides long. NCBI's taxonomy places the organism in Eukaryota, Fungi, Glomeromycota, Glomeromycetes, Diversisporales, Gigasporaceae. The record is from the annotation of a GenBank genome assembly.
AUGAAGAUCACAAUAAAAACUUUGCAACAGAAACAGUUUCAUUUAGAAGCUGAACCUGAGGAUACUAUCCUUACGGUGAAGCAGAAAAUUGAAGAAAGUCAAGGGCAUGCAGUUUCACUCCAAAAGCUUAUUUUUUCGGGAAAGGUUUUGGACGACGGUAAAUCAUUAUCUUCAUAUAAUAUUACGGAAAAGGACUUUUUGGUGGUUAUGGUUUCGAAGCCACCCGCAAAACCAAACGUGUCUUCGUCAUCAAACAGUGGUGCACCCUCGUCUAUUGCCUCAACUACUACCCCGCAACCUAACUUAACCUCUAGUGCGCCACCGCCUACAGUGAUACAUCCACCCAUUGCCCCGAUAACCUCAACUCCUUCCACACAAGAAUCAGAACCAGCCCCGACAUCGACUCCUGCCAGUAGUACUCCUACUACUAAUCCACAAUCAAUACAAUCACAUUUUGGCAAUGAGAGCGCUCUAUUAACCGGCACUGAUUACACAAAUGCUAUUCAAAAUAUUGUGGAGAUGGGAUUUGAUCGUGACCAAGUUGUGAAGGCCAUGCGUGCAAGUUUUAAUAAUCCUGCUAGAGCUGUUGAAUAUCUCAUGAAUGGUAUCCCCGAAUCUGUACAAAACGAACAAAUACCUGCUGCUUCCGACCUACCAGGAAAUCAACCUGUCCCACCCACAACUGGAAAUACUGGUACAGCCACGCCAGCUCUACCACCAAAUCUUCUUCAAGCUGCUGCUUUGGCUCAACAAAGCCAGCCUCAAUUUCAGCAAUUGCGUCAGCUUGUACAGCAAAAUCCAGCACAAUUGCCCAAUUUGCUCCAACUAAUCGGACAGAAUAACCCUCAAUUGUUACAGUUCAUCAACGCCAAUCAAUCCGCGUUCACUCGUCUCUUGCUGGAGGGUGGAAGAACGCCAUCUCAAUGUCUUGAAAG